Aspergillus glaucus CBS 516.65 is the source of this 555-nucleotide messenger RNA. RefSeq lists its product as uncharacterized. The transcript has 2 exons. The coding region runs from base 1 to 555 and encodes 184 amino acids. Lineage: Eukaryota; Fungi; Ascomycota; Eurotiomycetes; Eurotiales; Aspergillaceae. The record is from RefSeq and is a predicted model, not a curated record.
AUGGCUAACCUUGGGUGCUCCAGAUCCUGGGAUGCUUACAAUCCUGUCACCGAUCUUACUCUCAAUGACUGGGAAAGCGCUAACACACCAGGAAAAGAUAUUGACCGCAAAACAGCGGAAUACUACCUCUGCGUCCACCUUGACCUGUGGCGAAACGACGAAAGCCCGAUAGCAAAGAACAUCCGCUAUAAAGUCCUCCAAAAAUGCUUCACCCACGGUACUAAUACCAUUCCAUCCGCGCUUGAAAGAGAAAUGCUCCGAAUAGCACAGACCUACCCAGAUCUCAUGAAAAAGCACGAUCCCAAGAUGAUAGUGCUUUCAAGCAUCCAGCACAUCGUAGUAUGCACAUACAAUAAAGCAAAGCGCGGCGGGUUGAUUUCCUCAAGCACACUUAGCUACAAAUGGGAUUUCAGGGCUUGGAAUAUAGUGGAGAAGUAUCUUUCCUGGGCUUUGGGGUUCCGCCGGUUGGGUCGGAGACGUUUUGAGUAUGUGGAGGAUUUCGGAGAUGAGGAGGAUUGUACUUAUGAGCAAUUCAGUACUAGCGUCUAUCAAUAG